Molecule: messenger RNA, 1471 nt
Organism: Alnus glutinosa
Lineage: Eukaryota; Viridiplantae; Streptophyta; Magnoliopsida; Fagales; Betulaceae
Exons: 4
Coding region: 469-1305 (278 amino acids)
Biological process (GO): multicellular organism development
Source: RefSeq, a predicted model, not a curated record
GUAUUAUAUAUCUCUCUCUCUCUUGCUCUGUGGGUAGCGUGUAGCUGUAGAAACUAACAAAAUCCUAGUUCUUCAACUGUUUGGACGCAAAGAAUAUGAAUGAAAGAAAGAACAGAACAGAAGCAGAGCAUUAUGUUGUGCCUCGGAAAAGAGCGACACUCAGCUCCAAACCCACCUCUCUAUAAUUCCGUGUUUGGGUUUUCAAUCCCGAGACCCCAAAAGUAGCAAAAAAGAAAAUAGAAAGGAAAAAAUGUUUUGCUUUAUUUUUAAAAAACAGAGGGGGAAAUGAAAAAGAAAAAAGAAAAAGAAUAGGGUUUGUUUGUUAUGUACUUGGAUGAGUUUGAGUGUCUAUGGGGUUAUGGGUUGGGUAUGAACAGUUGAAAGUAUGAGUUCCAUAAAGAGCCAAACCAAACCCUUUCCCUUUCAUCUUUUACCAAACAGAUCGCUUCGUAAAGUAGCUAUAGCUAUAUGCACUCAAUGGCCUCUUCUUCUUCUUCUCCUCACAAAUCCCUCCAAGAUUACAAACUUAAAGCAGAAGAAGAUGAAGGAGGAGACUGGCUUGAGCUAGGGUUAGGGUUUGGAAAAGGUUGCAGGAAAGCGGAAGAGAAUAGAUCAAACGACCCAGUUUCAGUUAAUCCUCUUCCAUCCGCAUCUUCUUCUUCUUCACCCUUGCAAACCAGCAGCCAGCAGAUAGGGUUAGGGUUAGGGUUAGGUUUAAGGUUUGAUAAUGAUGAUGGUAUCAGGCAUGUGGGUGUACUGCCGCCGUCCACUUGUAAUUAUCACAACCUGUUGUGGCCAGAUCAUUAUCAUCAUUACGAUGAUCAUCAUCAUAAUGGCAUGCCUUCAUCAUGGCCAUGGCACAUUGAUUCAGGAGGUGCCUUUCUUGGUCUUCAUGACUGGCAAAUGCCGGUUCCCGAUGAUACUCAUCAUGAUUACUUCUCCACAAGAAGACCCCAGUCGUCUGGUUUGUGGUUUACCCUCCGCUCCUUAACCAACCGGGAAGGGGAAGGGGUGCAUCAAAUACCGAAGGCGUACAUUAGAGUGAAGGACGAGAACGUGACGGUUUUCAUGGUUAAAAAGUACCUGGUUAGAAAGCUUGGUCUCUCCAACGAGGCUGAGAUUGAUAUAUCAUGCAUGGGGCAGAGCUUGUUGCAUACACAAACCUUGAAGCAAGUAAGAGAUGCUGUUUGGCUGCCUAGAUUGUUAGAAUCUGUAGAUUCCACUAUGUCGUUUGAAGACUCCUAUGAUGGGUCUACACAACAUUUGAUGUCUUUACAUUAUAGCAGACCAUGCGAAUUGGACUGAUAUUUCUUCGUUUAUUCCUUUGUUUAAUUUGGCAGUAAGUUGUGCAUAUAUUUGUGUAUGCUUUUUAUUCAGCAAUGUAUGUUUUGGAUUCAGUCAAAUUGCUCUCUCUUUAAGUCCAUAUUAUUUUGACCUCAGCAAUGUAUGCCGGCAUAUAGGCACCCUGUAG